This is a messenger RNA of Coffea eugenioides, 2838 nucleotides long. RefSeq names its product extra-large guanine nucleotide-binding protein 3-like. Gene Ontology annotation, biological process: adenylate cyclase-modulating G protein-coupled receptor signaling pathway. Gene Ontology annotation, molecular function: G protein-coupled receptor binding; G-protein beta/gamma-subunit complex binding; GTPase activity. The coding region runs from base 209 to 2734 and encodes 841 amino acids. NCBI's taxonomy places the organism in Eukaryota, Viridiplantae, Streptophyta, Magnoliopsida, Gentianales, Rubiaceae. The record is from RefSeq and is a predicted model, not a curated record. The transcript has 8 exons. Gene Ontology annotation, cellular component: heterotrimeric G-protein complex.
CCACCACCCCUUUAAUUAAUCUUUCCUCCAGUUUUAAAUGGUACUUUCUAACCAACGGACCCCAUUUGAUCAAUUUUCCAACCCCAUCUCCAUCACCAUCGAUCAUUCUGGGAAAAAAAUACUAAAUAUGGCCGACCAAGAAUCAACACCUGGAGAAUCAUCGUUGGAAAUGCACCCAGCUUAAUCAAAUUUUUUCUCUUCACAAACAAUGGCCGCUGCAGAGUUGAAAAAUCAAGAAUCAUCACCAGCAUCAUCAGCGGAAUUGUCCGAAUCAGAUGCUACUACUGGUGCUAGUACUAACAAAUGGGAGGAGCUUCUCCGGAAAAUGCUACCGGCCGGAGCUCCGGUACCGGACGAGGACCACCUAGACUACUCUAUUACAGUAGAAUAUCAGGGUCCUCCUCCUUGCUUACCUUCUUCUACUUGUAUUAGUAUUCCUAAACCUCUUAAGUUUUCCUCAUCAUUUAAAACCCAUAAUUCCCUUUUGAUCUCUCGGAAAAAUAGUAACUUAGUUUCUAGCAUUGCUCGAAAUCGUGAUAGUUCUGAUGAAAAAUCAAGAAGCUCCUUUUCAUCUUGCUCUGUACCCGGUAAUUUUCUAUUUAGUAGUUGUGAUACUAAGGUUGAUGACGGUAAAUCUGUAGAUUUUUCGGCUAAUUUUGAUACUAAUGAUAGAAUUGAUAAGGGAAAGAUUGGAGCAAAAGUUAAGCGUUGUAGUAGGUGCGGAGAAGGGGGGUGGUUGGUUUUGAUUAGGGAGAAGAGGGAAGUGUGUAUGGUGUGUGGUGCAGAGUACUGUAGGCAUUGUGUACUGAAAGCAAUGGGUUCAAUGCCUGAGGGAAGGAAGUGUGUAGGGUGCAUUGGCAAGCCGAUUGAUGAGGCAAAUAGGGAAAAAUUGGGGAGGUGCUCGAGGUUGCUGGCUAGUAUUUGUAGUCCUUUGGAAAUAAGCCACAUUAUGAAGGCAGAGAAAGAAUGUUCUGCUAAUCAGAUUCGUUCUGAACAGGUUGUGGUCAAUGGCAGGCCGUUGAAGGAAGAGGAGUUGGUGGAGGUUAUGGGAUGUGCCCAUCCUCCAUGUGAUUUGAGACCAGGGCGGUAUUGGUACGACAAUGAUUCUGGACUUUGGGGCAAGGAUGGAGAGAAACCAGUUAGCUUUAUAAGUGCAAAUUUGAAAGUUGGUGGAAAGCUUCUGAAUAAUGCCAGUAAUGGGAAUACAAAGGUUUAUAUUAAUGGCCGAGAGAUCACAAAACCUGAGCUCAGAAUACUGAAGCUAGCCAAUGUACAAUGUCCUCGUGGUACUCACUUUUGGUUGUAUGAGGAUGGUAGCUAUGAAGAAGAAGGCCAAAAAAACAUCAGAGGAAACAUAUGGGAAAAGGCGACCACACGUCUGAUUUGUUCAUUAUUGUCGUUGCCUGUACCAUUUGGAAAUGCUCGUUGGGCCAAGGAAGAUCAGACUACUUUUUCAGGUAGACCUGUGGGUAAGUACUUGGAGCCAGGGAAAGUUCAUAAACUUCUGCUCUUGGGGUUGGAGGGCUCUGGGACAAGCACUAUCUUCAAGCAGAUGAAGUUCAUAUAUGGAAACCAAUUCAGUGCUCAAGAACUACAAGAUAUCAAACUUCUGAUUCAAAGUAACGUAUACAGAUACUUGAGUGUCUUGCUUGAGGGGCGAGAACACUUUGAAGAUGAGGCCCUUUUGGCAGAAAAGGCUCAGGGUUUGACUGCUGAAGAGUCCCUCCAUUCCAGUGCUGGUGGUAUUUCGCCUGAUAGACAAAGAAAGUCUGUGUAUUCAAUCGAAAAAAGGUUGAGGAAUUUUUCUGACUGGUUGUUGGACACCGUGGCUAGAGGAGAUUUGGAUACUUUCUUCCCUGCAGCAGCACGUGAGUAUGCUCCUAUUGCAGAUGAAGUUUGGAAGGAUCCUGCCAUUCAGGAAACUUACAAACGAAGGGAGGAACUUCACUGUCUCCCAGAUGUUGCAAAAUAUUUCUUAGAUCGGGCCAUUGAGAUAUCAAGUAAUGAAUAUGAACCUUCAGAAGAAGAUAUUUUGAAUGCUGAAGGAGUCAUUCCAAACAAUGGUCUUGCCCUGUUUGAAUUCUCAUCAGAUGAUCACAGUACCAUGUCGGAAACAGGCAAUGACAACUCUGAAGUACACCCUCCAUCAUCCAAGUAUCAACUGAUCCGUAUCAGUUCCAAGGGAUUGCUUGACAGCAGCAAAUGGCUUGAAAUGUUUGAAGGUUUUAGAGCCCUAGUCUACUGUGUUUCCUUGAGUGAUUAUGACCAGAUGGUGGCUCAUGAUACUUGUCCUUUCUCCAAUAAAUUGUUGGCAAGUAGAUAUUUGUUCGAGAGUUUAGCGAGACAUCCUUCCUUUGAGGACAUCCCUUUUGUGCUUCUCCUAAACAAGUAUGAUGCCUUCGAGGAGAAAAUCAACCUGGUUCCGUUAUCAGUUUGUGAGUGGUUCUCUGACUUCAGCCCUUCGAAACCUCAUCACAACAGUCAAUCCCUGGCACAUCAAGCUUAUUACUACAUUGCUGUCAAAUUCAAGUUGCUCUAUACUUCAAUCACCCGAAAGAAGCUGUUUGUCAGGCAGACCAAUGGUCGUGAUAGUGAAUCAGUUCAUGAUGCUUUCAAGUACAUAAGAGAAAUCAUCAAGUGGGAUGAGGAGGCUAGAAAUGUUUAUGGGAUUUACGAGAACGAUUCAUUUUAUAGUCCAGAAAGGAGUUCAUCUCCUAAUAUUAGGGGAGGCUGAGACUUUAAAACUGUACAGAAAUGUCUGGCUCAGCCCUUGAGAAUUCAAGGAGACCAGUUGACGAGUUCAUCAUAUUGUUCAAAAGAAGAACGUUCGUGCCCCAA